GUAAUCUCCAUUCACAGCCAACCAUCAUCCCCCUCACCUUAUCCACACUCUCAACCUCAUCCUUCUCAUACAAAGCUCUCCUUCCUUCCCUUCACUAAUCCUCCAUUCUUUCUCCUCAUUCUUAUCAACUCACUCUUUAACUUCAUCUUUUGCAAUGAUGGCCACAACUCUCCCUACAACUCUAAUCUCAUGCUCCACCAUCCUCAACUCUUCAAUGAAAACCAAGUCCAAAGUGUCCCACAUUGAAGGACUCAACUCCUUUGGAGGUCUUAAAGCUCAUAACAGCAUUGCCACCCUUGGCCUUCCUACUUGCACCAAUCACUCAUUUCACAAUAUUGUUACCUCUUUGAAGAAGACCAAGUCUCAGGGAAAGAAGACUGGUGGAGGAGCUCUCACCUCCACUUGCAAUGCCUCAGCCGAGAUAUUCAAGAUCGCCGCUAUCAUGAAUGGCCUCGUCCUCAUCGGUGUCGCUGUUGGCUUCAUUCUUCUCCGAAUUGAAGCUUGGGUGGAGGAAACUGAAGGAAACUGAAAACAGAAAAAACAGAAUAUGCAGUUUUAUCUAAUUUCUGUCUUUAUGCCAUUGCAUUCUUGUUCCUGCCAUUUCAUAUGUCUGUAUUGUUCCAUUGAGUUCCUAAAGGUAUUUCACAUAGAAAGAAUUCAAAGUAUGGAGCAUGAUUUCGAUGAUAAACUCGAUGAUCUUGGCAUUCA
Messenger RNA from Dioscorea cayenensis subsp. rotundata (Guinea yam), 708 nucleotides. RefSeq lists its product as uncharacterized. The transcript has a single exon. The record is from RefSeq and is a predicted model, not a curated record. Gene Ontology annotation, cellular component: cytochrome b6f complex. Bases 155 to 529 code for a protein of 124 amino acids. NCBI's taxonomy places the organism in Eukaryota, Viridiplantae, Streptophyta, Magnoliopsida, Dioscoreales, Dioscoreaceae.